AUGGCGGACACUAAUUAAUAUGAACGCAAAUAUUUUCAAGAAGGCCUAUACUUGAAUUGAACCUGAUAUUUAGUCAUCAAAGAAGGUACUUUUAAACUACAUUCAACUAAUCAUGUUUGCAACCAAAAACAGCAUCAUGCUCACACGCACUGCAAGACACAUGCUGAAGAAAUGGGAGACAUCAUCAUUCGCAAUCAGCAGAGCAAAACCUUCUGGUACCAAUGAAUUCCCUGGUAUUUCAUUUGAAACUUUGGAGCGUUCUUAUGGCUCACAAGCAUGGCAUCAUCCGGUAGGAAAAGCACACACACCAAGAACGGUAAAAGCACAACCCAGAUCGUCUGAGAUUGUUCCGAUUGAAAAGAUCGUCGACGGGAGAAGCUUGAGAGUGCUUGAGGAGUUACACGAUGCCUUCUCUACAUCUGCCGUCUUCCAGGCUGUUAGAGAACUUGGUGGAGAUUUAACUGAAGUUCAUGCAGCUCAGGCUAUCAUCAAGCUAUCUCAGAUUCAAAAUCAGAUGGCGACCAGCAUGGAGGACGAUCAAGGAAACUCUACGCAACUUGUAAAAGUGACCGAAGAGAAUCGACUUAGUGUUCAUCGAGACAAGGAAUUUGUGAAGUUGUGCCAGUUGACUCUGCGGCAUGCCAGGGCGUUGGAUUCAAACUCUCUUGUGAAUGUCUUGAAAGCUGUGGUGGAUCUCGGGAUACCUCAGAGUAGUAUGAUGAUCCAGACUCUUCUGGUGAACGCAGAACAUCGACUGAACUCCUUGAACUGCGAUGAAUUGGCGAUGUUAGCGAGCAAGCUGAACAAAAUGCAACAAAAUGACCAGCGUGUGACUGCAUUGCUGCAGGCCAUCGCUCUGCUGGUACCCACACGCAUCGAUACCUGCGCCAAUGUCACAUCGUUGAACACCCUCCUUUACACCACCGGCCAACACCUCGAUAAACGCACACUCUCCCAGAUGGCCAUUCGUAGCAUCGCCAUUUUGAAAGCUAAAGCAGAAACAGACCCACAAGCAGUCGUCAGAGACACCACCAAUACAAUGUUCGCAUUGGAAUCCAUAGGAUACCACAAUCCAGAAUUUCUGAGGGAGGCGUGUGAGAUUCUCACUGCGUAUAUUGAGCACCUACCCCCGGACAUGCUGAGGCGAGUACUAGACUCUCUGCCAAGCUGGCAGUGUUACAGUCCACGCCUCCUGGAGAAAGCCGGGGAUCUGAUAGCGGACAGCAUCAAUGAGUGGAGUUUCAACGACCUCUCAAAAAUCCUUGCCUCCUACUCCGUCCAAAGGUUCCUUCACAAGAAUCUCCUCAACAAACUUGCGACAUCAGUUUGUGAGAGGUCUCUUGAAGGGGUGAAGUUUGGUACCCUUAUCAAACUGGUCACCCCCUUUGCAAAGUUUCAUCAUACUCCAACGGACAUUGGUGUUUUUGAUCUCGUAGAGGAUGCGGCGGAGUGCGAGCUUGAGGAGAGCCAGCGUGAUGAUCUUGGUGUUGUCUACAGACAGUUGGUGAGAUUGACGGAACUGCUGGCUCAGUGUGGAUCUUUCCCUCCUAGUCUGGUGACGAGAGCCCUCAGCAGACGAUCUUUUGAGUCCGGGGAAGCCACCUCCCAUCUACACUUCCUCCGCACCAUGAUCCAACUGGACAGACCGGAGCUCCUACCCCCCGGGGGACAUUCCCCUAGUGAUCGGGAUCAUCCCAUACAUCUGUCACAUCCACUCGGAGCAGCCGACCAUGCGAGUGAAGAUGCAAACGCUGAAGGGAUCCGCAAAUUGAAGGUGUCGUUGGCAGAAGUGUUCAAAGAUGUGACUCAGAAUACACAACGUUGCCUGGCAACCGAUGUAACUGUCGGUCAUGGAUAUACAGUAGAUGUUUUAAUCACAGCCACGAAGCAAGAAGAGCAGACGAUAGCAAUUGACUUGACUCGGCAUGCACAGUAUUGUGCCAACUUCCCAGAACGACCACUCGGCAGAGAAAUAAUCAAGAAACGACACCUGGAGGCCUUGGGUUACACUUUUCACAUGGUUCAUUGCACUGAGUGGGCAUCUCUAGAAACACACAAAGACAGAACAGAGUUCGUCAAACAGAUUCUGGGAGUAAUGCCCUGAUAGUUCCAGCCAGCUAUGGUUUCAGUUAUCUACCAGCCUCAUUAUAACACCUUGAGGAACUUCACCAGUUAAAUUUUUCAGAUAUUGUGACAAAAUGUCCGAAGUUAAAACUGAUAGAAUAAAGAGGGAUGAAUUUUUCAAGAAAUUGGACAGUUAAGGCCUAAAGUUGAAACGGCUAGAAUCUAUAAAUCAUUUAGUAUAAGUGUAGCUUUUCAAGAUUACAAUUUGUUUUGUGAAAAAAAGUUAACCAUCUGCAAUCAUUUCUCUGGAGACAUUUUCUUGUAAAAUCCUUAAGAAAAUAUACUCGAAGACAAUUCAGAGUGACAUUUAUUCUAGAAAUGACAAAACAGACAGUGAGUGAAAAAAGUAUAUAACAAUUGAACUUUAUUCUGUACAGAAAGUUAUUGCAAGAAAAUUACCUUCCAAGAAAAAUAUUACAAGAUUUGGUAGAUUCUUGUUGCCAUGGAUACAAGGUGGAACUCCCCCCUUCUACCUUUAUUAGAAAAGGACAAGGAUGUGGAUAACAAAUUAUUUGUUUUAAAAUUUCAUUACAUUUUAAUGAAGUAUUUCGAGAACCCAAGACAGCUAAUUUCGUUGGUUUUUUUUACAAUGUGUUUACAAGAUGGAAAUAGUGCAUUGUUUUCACCUUUUAUCCCUUCUGACUCGCACAACGAAACAAACCAUGAACACUGUCUUUUUUGUCAACUCAACCAAUCCUGUAUAUUACCUUUAAUGUUUUUGAGGGGGAAAAGUAGUCCGUAUGUAACACUUGAAUUUGUCAUUUAGACCAACAUUUCACCACAAGAACACUUCAAACAUGUCCCGCUCCCAGUCCCUUUUAAAUUGAAACCGUCAUUACAUUUAUAACCGAUCAGAAGAUUACGGAGAGUAGAGGAAAAGUCUGCUGCAAGAAAUUUUGAAUAAAGGAACGGUGCAGAGAAGCCGAUGUCUUAAUGCCUUUGAUAAUGGAAUAAGAAUACAAUAAAUAGCUUCUGUAAGCUUGUUACCAGACCAAAAUAGUUUGUGGUAUAAGUAAAACGAGUCGUAAUUGCCUAUCUAUUUUUACCAUAGCUGAAUCUUUCUGAAAACAAACACUAAACUUUAAAAACCAUAAAAUGCACCUCGAUCUCCUUGAAAUGCAUUUCUGGAAAGUGUUUGUGAAACACAAAAGUCCACAGAUUUAAAUUAAAUUUCCACAGUUUGUGGAAAGGCUUGCCUGAAAAUAUUACUUGCUGAGGUGCUGCUUUGUGAUGUUCAGUUUUUGUUUCUCAAAAACUUGACAACUAUUGAAGCUGAAACUUCUACAGGUAAAUUUUAAUUAUUACAAACAUCUUCUUUCACGGUUUAGUAAGGAUUCAUUUCAUGGCCAAAAACGUGAACUACAAAAUGUACCAAAACCCUUCAAAAAUUUCAAAAUAUUCUACAUAUUAUUGGAUUGAUAUAUUUUACCCGAACGCGGAACCUCUUCGAGUACCUUUGACUAGGUCAAUAAAACAUCACCCGAGCCCUUUUCGCGUUUAUCUCUAGAGGGACGCCCUCUUGCCCAAGGCAGUUGAGGAAACUUAAAGAUCAUUUUACUCUGUGGGUGUUUACACAUAACCAGGGUUACAACGACAAAUUGAAAAAGGAUGCGAAGUGUGCUGAUUUUGGGAAACUAUGAUGUCUCGUUUACAAUAUCUCUUUUACAAUGUAAGAGCAAUAUAAGCUAGACGUCCUACGGAUCAAACAACCGUCAUGUCCCUUAGUCUAACACUUUGCAUAGCUCGAUAUUCCUCCUACUUUAGUAAGAUUUAAAAAAGAAAAUCCCCUGGAAAAAAUAGCCUGAAAAUUCUAUUAAAGGCAGUGAUGGACACUAUUGGUAAUCGAUCAUAAUAAUUAUCGGCAUAAAACCUCAUUUGG
This is a messenger RNA of Asterias rubens (European starfish), 4003 nucleotides long. Its product is annotated as FAST kinase domain-containing protein 2, mitochondrial-like. Gene Ontology annotation, cellular component: mitochondrial matrix; ribonucleoprotein granule. Lineage: Eukaryota; Metazoa; Echinodermata; Asteroidea; Forcipulatida; Asteriidae. The transcript has 5 exons. Gene Ontology annotation, biological process: mitochondrial RNA processing; regulation of mitochondrial mRNA stability. Bases 113 to 2104 code for a protein of 663 amino acids. The record is from RefSeq and is a predicted model, not a curated record. Gene Ontology annotation, molecular function: RNA binding.